CCCCACUGCCUCUGCCGUUAAACCUCACCCUGCCCGGCAACGGACAGGACAUGGAGGACUUUGUCCCGGAGGUGGAGCUCAGGGUCUCGUUGGUGAAGUCGGAAAAGGGCAGCCUGGGCUUCACCCUCACAAAAGGUAACGACCACGGAUGUUACAUCCACGACAUCGUGCAGGAUCCAGCCAAAGGAGACGGAACCCUGAGGCCCGGGGACCGGAUGAUUACGGUGAACAACACAGAUGUGAGCAACAUGGGCCACACCGAGGUGGUCAACCUUGUGCGCGCGGCGCCUCGCGUGGUCGACUUGGUGGUAGGGAGAGUCCUGGAGGCCCCCAAGCCCCCCAUAGAAGCCCAUCUGCUGCCUGACAUCGGCUUCAAGGGCAGUCAAGAACCACUGGGUUUGGUGCUGGAUGGCGGCUGUGACAGUAUAUACGACGUCUUGUUUGUGAGGGACGUCGUUCCCGGUUCACUGGCCUUCGAGGAGGGCAGCCUGAGAACACUCGAUCUAAUCCACUACAUCAACGGAGCUCCCACGCAGGAGCUGACUCUCAGUGAGAGCAGCAGACUGAUGGACCUGUCGCUCGACGACCUCACACUCAAAGCCACGAGGGAUGGAAAGCCCGAGGAGAUCAUACAUCUGGACCUGGAGAAGCUGCAGGCCGGAGGUCUGGGGUUCUCUGUGAUUGGAGGAGAGAGGGGGAUCUUUGUGAAGUCCAUCACCCCGGGAGGACUAGCAGAGACCUCCAGGGAACUGCAAGUGGGAGACCGGCUGCUGAAAGUGAAUGAGGAACUCAUGACCGGCGUGUCCCACACCAAAGCCGUCACCACCAUCCGUAAAGCUAAAGGCCCGGUGCAUCUCAUCGUGUCCAGACCGCCCGACCAGAACCCAAACACAUGGCCUAUCUGCCCAUCAACUCGGACAAGUGCAAUGGAAACACAGAGUUCCGUGGAAGUGGAAGACGAUCCGAGGAAUGAAAACUAUCUGCAAAUGAGUGUUGGACAGCAGGAGGAAGAUGAGAUCACGUGGGGGAGUGAUGAGCUGCCAAUUGAAAACAUGAACUCUGAAUCGAGAGACGACGAGCCAAUCAUCACCGAGGAUGAGCUGACCUCUUUGCCCCUCAUCAAGGUGGUCCCCGAUGGCCAGUACACGGGCCCGCAGCUCAACACUGUGGUCCGCAUGAUGAGGGGCCUUCUGGAGCAGAAGGUCCCGCUGCAGGAGUUCGAUAAUCUUCAGAACCUCCAGCCGCUGGACGACUGUUUGAUCGGUCAGACGAAGGAGAACAAGAAGAAGAACCGCUACAAGAACAUCGUUCCCUUCGUCUCGACACGAGUUGUGCUGCGCAGAGACGGCGGCUACAUCAACGCCAACUUCAUCAACAUGUCCGUGAAGGAGGAGAACUACAUGUACAUCGCAUGUCAGGGGCCCUUACCCACGACUCUGGGGGACUCUAGGCAAAUGGUCUGGGAGCAGAAGUCCAACGUCAUCGCCAUGAUGACCCAGGAAGUCGAGGGCGGGAAGGUGAAAUGUCAGCGGUACUGGCCGGACACGCCGAGGACGGCGGAGAUGGUGGACGACCGGUUGCAGAUCACGCUGAUCAAAGACCAAUACCUCGACAACUUCGUCAUCCGACUCAUUGAAGUCAAAGAUGUCCAGACCAAUGAGAUACAGCACGUGACUCAUCUGAACUACACGGGCUGGCCGGACCACGGGACGCCCGAGCAGCCCGAGCAGCUGCUCACCUUCAUUUCCUACAUGAGGCACGUCCACCGAUCGGGGCCCAUCGUCUCCCACUGCAGCGCGGGCAUCGGCCGAUCGGGAACCCUCAUCUGUAUCGACGUGGUCCUGGGUCUCAUCAGUAAAGACGCCGAUUUUGACCUUUCAGAUGUGGUUAGGAACAUGAGGCUUCAGAGGCAGGGAAUGAUCCAGACAGAGGAGCAAUAUGUGUUCUGCUAUCAAGUGAUCCUGUACGUCCUCAGAUGCCUUCAAGCGGAGGAAAACAUCUCUGGAUAGUAGCCGUCGUAAAGAGACUGAGUCACACAGAUCAAAACAAAAGUGGAGGAGCGUUAACACCGGCAGAAAUUGCCAAAUUACAUUCCAUGUUUUUUUUAAAUGCCUUAAAAUAUCCAGUUCCUUGAGAGUACAUCCUUUUAAAGAAGUCUAUAUUUUUAUGUUUUCUUUUUGAGUGCUCUCUCCCUCUAUCUUUCUCUCUUUCUCGCUCUCAUUGGCUGCUACUACUUUUCAAUGCAUUUAUGAGAACUGCUGAUUGUAUUUUCUUAUUGUCCCCUACAAGAGAACACUAAUAUUUUCUUUUUUUUCACAAAUUCUUGGAUAUUUUAAAAAUAGUAAUGAAAGUGAUAAAUGAUUUCAUAUAUUAUGUGGAACAAAACUGUACUUGUGUAUUUUGAAUCCUACUUUGAUGCUGGAAUAUGCCUUGACAGAAUACUAUGUCAGUAUUUGCUUUGUAAAUCUAUUAUACAGUAAUUGCUUACUGCCUGAGGUAAAUGAUGACAUUAAAAGUGUACAUAUUCAUCUCCUGAAAAUUAAACUGCCUACAUUUUAAGUGGAA
This is a messenger RNA of Pseudoliparis swirei, 2565 nucleotides long. RefSeq names its product tyrosine-protein phosphatase non-receptor type 13-like. Gene Ontology annotation, biological process: peptidyl-tyrosine dephosphorylation. The coding region runs from base 51 to 2009 and encodes 652 amino acids. Gene Ontology annotation, cellular component: nucleus; cytoplasm. NCBI's taxonomy places the organism in Eukaryota, Metazoa, Chordata, Actinopteri, Perciformes, Liparidae. Gene Ontology annotation, molecular function: protein tyrosine phosphatase activity; phosphatidylinositol 3-kinase regulatory subunit binding. The transcript is spliced from 15 exons. The record is from RefSeq and is a predicted model, not a curated record.